Molecule: messenger RNA, 990 nt
Organism: Cercocebus atys (sooty mangabey)
Lineage: Eukaryota; Metazoa; Chordata; Mammalia; Primates; Cercopithecidae
Gene: SPMIP8
Product: testis, prostate and placenta expressed
Source: RefSeq, a predicted model, not a curated record
UAAGGAGUGGGUGCCUCAGAAUCAGGCUGCAAUGGGCAUUGUCUGUGCACAAUGUUCCUUUAUUCUGCUGCUGUCCAUAAUGAGGACUCAUCCACCUCACUUCCUCUUCUGCCCAUUAAGCAGUCGAAGAGCUGAAAGUCCUUAUAAGCCUGUGCACCUGGGCCUGGGCCUGGGCCCUACAGAUAAGGUAGCUGCUAUUGCUAUGGCCCGCAUCAUCGACCUGGUGCCCUGGGACGAUGGUUCCACACAUGUGUAUGCCUCCCCGGCCAUCCUGCUUCCUGUGGAGCGGCGGCGCAACCAGCUGGCGGGCGUGAAGCAGCAGCUCUACCACCCAGCCCUGCCCACCCUGCGCCACAUGGACAGGGACACCGUCAAGGCCUGCCUUCCUGAUGAGCACUGCCAGUCCACCACCUACUACCGCAAAGAUGAGUUUGACAACGCCCAUUUUACACUCCUUGGGGUCCCCAACAAACCCCUGCAGUGUUUGGACAUCACCGCGACAGGCCAGAAGCUCCGCAACAGGUACCACGAGGGAAAGCUGGCGCCCAUCGCGCCGGGCAUCAACCGAGUGGACUGGCCCUGCUUCACGCGCGCCAUCGAGGAUUGGUCCCACUUCGUGUCCUCGGCCGGGGAGUUCAAGCUGCCUUGCCUGAGCAAGCGAGUGGAGGGUCUCAGCGGCUACGCGGUGCGGUACUUGAAGCCGGACGUGACCCAGAGCUGGCGGUACUGCCUCAACCAGAACCCCAGCCUGGACCGCUACGGACAGAAGCCCCUGCCUUUCGACUCCCUGAACACUUUCCGAAGCUUCGGCUCCAGCUACAGUCGUGUCAACUAUCUGACCCCCUGGCAUUAAUCUCUGGAAAGGAGGCUGACUCCCAGGCUGCCGGACGGUGCCACCUCAGGUCCCCUGGCCAGACCAAGGACUUAUGGUGGCACCAGCCAUCUCCCCAGGAGUUCAGCCUAACUAGAAAUAAACCUAAUACUUCCUUA